GCCUGCCCAAGCGCACUUGUGGCAUGACCAGGCACGUGAAAAAAGUUAACAAAAUUAGCCUCUCUUGCUCCGAAUUUGAGUGGCUUUGAGAACGUUCUUUGGUCCAGUAGCGUCCAUCUCCCUCUCUCUCUCUCUCUCUCUUUCUGUCUUUGCAUUAGUUUCCACAUAAAAGGGGUUUUCAUCAUCACAUGUGCUUUGGUUUGCGAUUGGGAGGAAACGAGAUAACAAAGAAGAAUGCUCAGCAAUAACACGAUCUGGUCUUCCAUUUUGCCGCAGACGCACAAAGUUCUCAGCCAGACUUUUGCCUCUAUGUCAAACAUGCCUUGUCCAUUUGCAAGAAAACUCCCAACCACGUUCUUAAAGAACUAUGCAGGGUCCUUGGUCAAGACCUAUGGUGACCAAUGCCCAGCCAUCAGGAGGGCUGUGGCGACCUUCCAUCAACCAGGACCCAAUGUGGACGCUACUCUGAAUAUGGCCCAGAAAUGUCCUUUUUUGGCCAAUGCCGUCGAAGAACCCGAGUCGGUUAUCAAGAUGGCCUCACCCUCAAUUAGCGAGGAUAUUGUUAUUCAACAAAAGACUGCUUUUGAAUAUGAGGGAUUCUUCCAAGGCCAAAUCUUGAAGAAGAAAUUGGAUCACUCUUACCGGGUGUUCAAGAAGGUGAUCCGCUCCGCGGAAAAUUUCCCUGCGGCUAAAGAGUUCUCUUGGGGAGAGAGACCCAUCACGGUUUGGUGCAGCAACGACUACUUGGGCAUGUCCGCCCAUCCCAAGGUCAAAGCAGCCGUGCACCAUGCCGUGGAUAAUUACGGCGUGGGAGCCGGCGGAACUCGCAACAUUUCCGGCAAUUCUAUGAUGCACGAGGAACUCGAACUUGAAUUGGCAGAUCUUCACGCCAAAGAAGCCGCUUUGAUCUUUACUAGUUGUUACGUGGCCAACGAUACUACUCUGUUCACUUUGGCGAGGCAUCUUCCAGGUUGCGAGAUUUAUUCGGAUGCGGGCAAUCAUGCCUCCAUGAUCCAAGGCAUUAAGAACAGCGGAGUCCCCAAGCACAUAUUUCGGCACAACGAUCCUGAGCAUUUGGAAGAACUCCUGGCUAAAUCGGUUCCUGGCAUUCCUAAAAUCGUGGCUUUUGAAACGGUCCAUUCAAUGACGGGCGCCAUCUGCCCAUUAGAAGAACUUUGCGAUGUGGCUCACAAGUACGGUGCUCUGACUUUUGUGGACGAGGUCCAUGCGGUAGGCCUCUAUGGUGCUCAGGGAGCUGGAGUGGGAGAACGCGAUGGCCUUAUGAAUAAGAUGGAUAUUAUAACCGGCACACUUGGCAAGGCUUUUGGAAAUGUCGGUGGAUACAUUGCGUCAACGGCUAAUCUGGUGGACAUGGUCCGAAGCUAUGGUUCUGGAUUCAUUUUUACCACUUCCUUACCCCCAACGGUUUUGCGAGGCUCCUUGGCAUCCAUUCAAGUUUUGAGAUCCGAUGAGGGUCGUUCCCUGAGAACCACUCAUGGCGAAAACGUCCGAUACCUGAGGCAAAAACUAUUUGAAGUAGGUGUGGCCGCUCAACACACCCCUUCUCAUAUCAUCCCUGUCCACGUUGGCAACCCAGAAUUGACCACCAAAAUUUCGGAUGAACUCAUUAAGAACUUUGGACAUUAUGUGCAAGCCAUCAACUACCCGACCGUACCCCGUGGAGAAGAGAAGCUACGAAUCGCCCCCACCCCUCACCACUCCCGGGAGAUGAUGGACCAAUUUGUGGCUGAUCUGGUUAAAGUUUGGACCGAUGUGGGACUUGAAUUGAAACCCUCCAAAGCUCCAAAAGUUGAAUGUCCUAAUGGGGAGCAAACUUGCACCUUUUGCCAAAAGCCAGUGCUUUUCUCAGAAUUGGAGGCCCGUUUCAACCCGGGAUGCUGCAAAGUUGAGAAUUGCCCCCAAGUUUCCGCUGCUGCUUAGUGGAUUGAACUAAUACGGCUUAUCUAAUCAGUACAUAUUCGAACAGUAUCGAAGUGAACAAACCUUAAUUUGGUGACGGGAAUGCUUUACGCUUGAUUGCCAUUUGCGAAUUUCAUGUAUGCUGAAGUAUCAACAAGGAACCUAGAUGCAGAUUACCCCGUCCAAUGUGGCGAGGUUCUGGUGGUGAUUCCGUUUUAUGAAUUGAAAUACAAGUCAAACUCAAUUUGCAA
Tigriopus californicus is the source of this 2171-nucleotide messenger RNA. It is a transcript of the gene Alas, whose product is annotated as 5-aminolevulinate synthase, erythroid-specific, mitochondrial-like. Gene Ontology annotation, cellular component: mitochondrion. NCBI's taxonomy places the organism in Eukaryota, Metazoa, Arthropoda, Copepoda, Harpacticoida, Harpacticidae. Gene Ontology annotation, molecular function: pyridoxal phosphate binding; 5-aminolevulinate synthase activity. The record is from RefSeq and is a predicted model, not a curated record. Gene Ontology annotation, biological process: hemoglobin biosynthetic process; erythrocyte development; heme biosynthetic process. The coding region runs from base 235 to 1941 and encodes 568 amino acids. The transcript is spliced from 7 exons.